Messenger RNA from Bactrocera tryoni, 8634 nucleotides. RefSeq names its product inositol 1,4,5-trisphosphate receptor (gene Itpr). The transcript is spliced from 24 exons. The record is from RefSeq and is a predicted model, not a curated record. Lineage: Eukaryota; Metazoa; Arthropoda; Insecta; Diptera; Tephritidae. Gene Ontology annotation, biological process: calcium ion transmembrane transport. Gene Ontology annotation, molecular function: inositol 1,4,5-trisphosphate-gated calcium channel activity; inositol 1,4,5 trisphosphate binding. The coding region runs from base 1 to 8634 and encodes 2877 amino acids. Gene Ontology annotation, cellular component: membrane; endoplasmic reticulum.
AUGGGUGACAAUAUAAUUGGCUCGGCGAGCUUCCUGCAUUUGGGCGAUAUCGUGUCGCUGUAUGCGGAGGGCAGUGUUUGUGGCUUUCUCAGCACACUCGGCCUGGUCGAUGAUCGCACGGUGGUUUGCCCGGAGGCGGGCGAUUUGAAUUAUCCGCCUAAGAAGUUCAGAGAUUGUCUCAUAAAGGUUUGUCCUAUGAACCGUUACUCUGCACAAAAGCAGUUCUGGAAAGCCGCCAAGCAGUCAGCCAGCUCCAACACAGAUACGAAUCUCUUGAAGCGUUUACAUCAUGCUGCGGAGAUUGAAAAGAAGCAAAAUGAUACCGAAAACAAAAAACUGCUGGGUACCGCAGUGCAAUACGGCAGCGUCGUGCAGCUACUCCAUCUCAAAUCAAACAAAUACCUAACUAUGAACAAGCGAUUGCCUUCAUUGUUGGAGAAGAAUGCAAUGCGUGUCUAUCUGGACGCCAAUGGCAAUGAGGGUUCUUGGUUCUACAUAAUGCCUUUCUAUAAGCUACGUUCCGCGGGCGAUAAUGUUGUGGUUGGUGACAAAGUCAUACUGAAUCCCGUAAAUGCUGAGCAACAAAAUCUACAUGUGGCUUCCAAUUAUGAAUUACCGGACAAUCCUGGCUGUAAGGAGGUAAACGUACUCAACUCCUCCACCUCAUGGAAGAUCACGCUAUUCAUGGAGCACAAAGAGAAUCAAGAACACAUAUUGAAAGGCGGUGAUGUGGUACGUCUGUUUCAUGCAGAACAAGAGAAAUUCCUCACCAUGGACGAGUAUAAAAAGCAGCAGCACGUUUUUUUGCGCACGACGGGACGUACAAGCGCUACGGCGGCCACAAGCAGCAAGGCUCUUUGGGAGGUCGAGGUUGUGCAGCAUGAUUCAUGUCGCGGCGGUGCUGGACACUGGAACUCCUUGUACCGUUUCAAGCAUCUAGCCACUGGCUAUUACCUCGCUGCCGAGCUGGAAUCGGUGGGCAGCACGACGUUGAUUCAUUCCUUGGAUGGAAACGGACUAGAUACGUCAUUAAAAGAGUCAGAGAAAAGCAAAUGUGAACGUUACCGCCUAGUGCCAGUCCCAUACUCCACUGAAAUCGCAUCGGUAUUCGAACUAGAUCCAACAACGAUGGCGCGCGCUGACAGUCUUGUGCCGCAAUCGAGUUAUGUGCGUUUGCGGCAUUUGUGCUCGAACACUUGGGUGCAUGCCACCUCCAUACCCAUCGACAUUGACGAUGACAAGCCGGUGAUGUCAAAGGUUUGCUGUUCGCCCAUCAAAGAGGAUAAGGAAGCUUUCGCGCUCAUACCAGUCUCACCCGUGGAGGUGCGCGAUUUGGAUUUUGCAAAUGAUGCGUGCAAGGUGUUGGAUACCGUUACCAGCAAGUUGGUUAACGGCAGCAUUUCCAUAAAUGAGCGUCGCUCGUUGAUAGCAUUGCUGCAGGAUAUUGUCUUCUUCAUUGCUGGCAUGGAGAAUGAACAGAACAAAGCAAAGGCAUUAGAAUUAACAAUUAAGAAUCCAAUACGCGAUCGUCAAAAACUGUUGCGCGAACAAUAUAUCCUUAAGCAGUUGUUUAAAAUUCUGCAAGGUCCCUUCCAGGAGCAUCCGAGCGGAGAGGCGCCCUUUCUACGUCUAGAUGAGCUGAGCGAUCCGAAAAAUAGUCCUUAUAAGAAUAUAUUUCGCUUGUGCUACCGCAUACUGCGUCUGUCGCAACAGGACUAUCGUAAGAAUCAGGAGUAUAUAGCCAAGCACUUUGGUCUUAUGCAAAAGCAAAUCGGCUAUGACAUCCUAGCGGAGGACACGAUCACCGCACUGUUGCACAACAAUCGCAAAUUGUUAGAGAAGCACAUAACCGCGGCAGAGAUUGAGACCUUUGUAGGUCUUGUGCGCAAGAAUAUGCUUAACUGGGACUCACGCUUUCUCGACUAUCUCUCCGAUUUGUGUGUUUCGAAUCGCAAAGCGAUUGCUGUGACGCAAGAGCUCAUUUGCAAGAGUGUGCUUAGCUCAAAGAAUUCGGAUAUACUAAUCGAGACACAGAUCAAGCAUUUCAAAGCGCCUAUGGGCGAUGUGUAUCGCAGCGCUGCCGAGGAUUCUUAUUCGCUGAGCACACUAACGGAGGUAUUGGAUGACGAGGAGAAGUCUGAUUUGAUCUCGAAUUCAACCACAACGACCAGUUGGGAUACGACAAGUUUAAAUGAUGCGCCCGAGAUUGAGGAGAAGUAUGAGAUACACUUGAAGUGGCGUGGCCAACCGAAUUCACGUUCCAUGGGCGAUCUGGCCGAUUGUGCUGCUCAAGGCAAAGAGGAGGAAGCUGCCAUACUGAAUUACUAUCGCCAUCAAUUGAAUCUCUUUUCGAACAUGUGUUUGAAUCGCCAAUACUUGGCGUUGAACAUUUUAUCGCCACAUCUGGAUAUCGAUUUGAUACUCAAAUGCAUGUCCGAUGAGACAAUGCCGUAUGAGCUGCGCGCCUCAUUCUGUCGCCUAAUGCUGCAUUUGCAUGUCGACCGUGAUCCACAAGAGCCUGUGACGCCGGUUAAAUAUGCGCGCCUCUGGAGCGAAAUACCAUCAAAAAUGUCGAUACUCGACUAUGAUGGCAAAAACCAGCAACCCGAUCAAAACAAAGAAGCUGUGCGCGCCAAAUUCAACACGACAAUCGCCUUCGUAGAGAAUUAUCUCUGUAACGUGGCCACCAAGGUGUGGCUAUUCACCGACCAGGAGCAAAAUAAACUAACUUUUGAGGUGGUAAAAUUGGCACGUGAUCUAAUCUACUUCGGCUUCUACAGUUUCAGCGAUUUGCUGCGCCUGACCAAAACUCUGCUCUGCAUUUUGGAUUGUGUGUCGGAGACUGGCAUGGACGGCGCAACACCCGGGCGCUUUGUAAAUACGGAUAUUGAUUCGCCAACAGAAGAGGAAACGGCGGAAGGUGGCGUACUACGUUCCAUCGGUGACAUGAACACAGUUAUGACUUCGCUGGCGCUCGGUUCUGUCGGUCAAGCGAUUGCCUCACCCGCCUCGCUGGCGCUGCAACAUCGCAAAUCGGUUUCGCAGAUGCUGAAGGAGUAUCCACUGGUCAUGGAUACCAAGUUGAAGAUAAUUGAGAUUCUACAAUUCAUACUGGACGUACGUUUGGAUUAUAGAAUCAGUUGCCUCCUAUCGAUAUUCAAGCGCGAAUUUGAUGAGACCGAAAUUAGUGCAGCCGCGGCGGCAGCAGCAGCAGCUGCGGCAGCCCAGAAUGCUGGCACAGCGGAGGGUACGCCAAGCGAUGGCAACGUUAGUAGUGGUGAGACAAGUAGCAAGAAUGCGGCGCUGAUGGAGGCUGCGGCUGCGGCUGCUGCUGCGCUAAGUACACGUCAGAAGAAUAUCGAUUUGGAGUCAAUUGGUGUGCAGGCGGAGGACAUUUUCGACUGUGAUAGCGGCGAUGCGUCGAAUUUAGACUUGGAUGGUCAAGGUGGGCGCACUUUUCUGCGCGUGCUGCUUCAUCUCAUCAUGCACGACUAUCCGCCGCUGGUGUCAGGCGCGCUGCAUCUGCUCUUUAGACACUUCAGUCAGCGGCAGGAGGUAUUGCAGGCUUUCAGACAGGUGCAAUUGCUUGUGUCCGAUAGUGACGUAGAGUCUUAUAAGCGCAUCAAAUUGGACUUGGAUAUUCUGCGGCAGAGCGUUGAAAAGUCCGAGCUGUGGGUCUAUAAGCCGAAGACCACGGAUGAGUACAAUACCACUGCAGAGCGCUCAUCUGACCCGGCCAUUGAUGUCUCCAACUUGAGCAAUGAAUAUCGUGCAUCUUUGUCGAAUGAGCAGUUAAAUGAGUAUAAAAAGGUUAAAGAGAUACUCAUACGCAUGAAUAAGUUUUGCGUUACAUCGGGCCCCAACGUCAAGCCGCGCAAACACGAACAACGUCUGCUCCGCAACGUUGGUGUGCACACAGUUAUUCUCGAUCUGCUGCAGAAUCCAUAUGAUGAAAAGGAUGAUGUGCUAAUGAAGGAGCUGAUGUGUUUGGCGCACGAGUUCCUGCAGAAUUUCUGUUUGGGCAACCAACAAAAUCAAGUUUUGUUGCAUAAUCAGUUGGAUUUAUUCCUCAAUCCAGGCAUCUUAGAGGCCAAGACUGUCUGCGCCAUCUUUAAGGACAACCUCGCACUUUGCAACGAGGUCACCGACAAGGUCGUACAACAUUUCGUGCAUUGCAUUGAGAUCCAUGGCCGCCAUGUUGUAUACUUGCAAUUCCUUCAAACGAUCGUCAAAGCUGAGAACCAAUUCAUACGUAAAUGUCAAGAUAUGGUCAUGCAAGAGCUGAUAAAUGCCGGCGAAGAUGUGCUCGUGUUCUACAACGACAAAAGCUCCUUUAAUCAGUUCGUCGCAAUGAUGCAGAGUGAAAAGUCGCCACUGAGCGACUCUAGUCCACUGCGCUAUCAUGUGGAACUUGUUAAGCUGCUUGCCUGUUGUACCAUGGGCAAGAAUGUCUACACGGAAAUUAAAUGCAACAAUUUGCUCUCACUGGACGAUAUAGUAACGAUUAUUUGCAAUCCUGCUUGCAUACCGGAGGUGAAGGAAGCCUAUGUUGAUUUCCUCAAUCAUUGUUACAUUGAUACCGAGGUGGAGGUUAAAGAGAUUUAUUCCUCGAGUCACAUGUGGAAUUUGUUCGAGAAAUCUUUUCUGGUCGAUAUUAAUCAAUUGAUUGCCAUCGGCGCCAAUGCCGAUAAGACGCUGCUCAAUUAUGUAUUGAGCGGUGUGACGAAUGUGUUGAAUACCUUCUUCUCCAGUCCCUUCUCCGAUCAGAGCACCAUCGUGCAAACGCGUCAGAUGAUUUUCGUUCAGAUACUGCAAGCCACCUAUCGCUUAACACAGUGCAAGUGGCUGUCACUGGCCGAUCGCUUUAAUGUCGAGAACUGCGUUCGUACGUUGGCUGAGUCGGCGAAGACGCGUAAUAUUGCGAUUCCGCUCGACUUGGAGCAACAGGUGGUGUCGAUGUCUAGCAAAACAGCCUUGCUAACGCGUCAGACCACCAAAUGGCUAUUGGCCUCGAAGCAGCCAAAAUAUGAGACACAGCUCUCGGCAAAUUUAAUGCGUUUGGACCGUUCUAUCAUAGAGGGCUUGCAAGAUAUUGUGUCGCUGUUGGAAGAUCAACUGAAGCCGGUGGUGGAGGCGGAGUUGUCGUUGUUAGUCGACAUUCUGUACAGAUCGGAGUUACUCUUUCCGCCCGGCACCGAGGCGCGCAAAAGUUGCGAAAGCGGCGGUUUUAUUAGAAAGCUUAUCAAGCACACAGAGAAGUUGCUGGAGGAGAAGGAAGAAAAGCUAUGUGUAAAGGUGUUGCGUACGCUGCGCGAAAUGAUGGCAAUCGACGUGAAUUACGGUGACAAAGGAGAUGCGCUGCGCAACACACUGCUAAUGAGGUACUUUGAUCGGAAGGGGGGCGGCGGAAGUGGUGGAAUUAUAAGCGGUGUUGGCGGAGGUGGCGCUAGUGGUAUAAUCACUGGAACUGGCAUUGGGGUAGGACCGAAGGCAAUCGAAGCCAAGCCAGAUGGCACUGACGCUAUCUUAAUUGAGCAACAGAAGCGUAUUCAUCUCGUAACUCACGGUCCGGGUGCCAAGUAUCUUCAGCGCGCAGGUAAAACACUACAUGAAGUUCAAAAUCAUUUGGAUCGUGAGGGCGCCUCUGAUUUGGUCAUUGAACUCGUGAUAAAGUCCGUACACUCGCCCUCAAUUUUCGUGGAGGCUGUUGAACUGGGCAUUGCGUUACUCGAGGGUGGCAAUCCCAUCAUACAGAAGGGCAUGUAUCAAAAAUUUCUCAGUGGCGACUUCAAUCAAGCUUUCUAUAAAGUUUUCUUCGAGAAAAUGAAGGACGCCCAACAAGAAAUAAAGUCAACGGUGACGGUUAAUACCUCAGAUAUUGCGGCGAAGGCGCAUGAAAACAAGCAAGAUGUCAAUCUGGAACUGGACAAAAUUGCACGUAAACAUGGCGUGAAAAGUAAUGGUGUUGUCAUCACCGAUGAGCUAAAGAAGGAAUUGCACAAUGCGGGCCUUGCAACAGCGCGCGCCUACGGCAACGCACGUAGUAUUCAUCCGGGUGAUGAAAACUCUGCCAUUAGCAUUAAUAGCCCAUUGGAAGACAUACUUGCCGAGAAGUUGGAAAAGCACAAAGACAGCAAGGACGAUCGCAAUAAGAUUUCGAAUAAAGUGUUGGUGAUGCAACCGAUUCUACGCUUUCUGCAGUUACUCUGCGAGAACCAUAAUCCUGAUCUGCAAAAUUUAUUGCGCAAUCAAAACAACAAAACCAACUAUAACCUCGUCUCCGAAACCCUAAUGUUCCUGGAUUGCAUUUGCGGCUCAACGACCGGUGGAUUGGGUUUACUGGGACUAUAUAUCAACGAAAACAAUGUCGCACUGAUCAAUCAAACUUUGGAAACACUUACCGAAUAUUGUCAGGGACCCUGUCACGAAAAUCAAAAUUGCAUAGCCACGCACGAGUCCAAUGGUCUCGACAUUAUAACAGCACUCAUACUUAACAAUAUCAAUCCGCUCGGCGAAAACCGUAUGGAUCUCGUCUUGGAGCUGAAGAAUAAUGCCUCCAAACUGUUGUUGGCUAUUAUGGAAAGUCGCGGUGACAGUGAAAAUGCCGAACGUAUUUUGUAUAAUAUGAAUCCCAAGCAACUAGUAGAGGUAGCCUGUAAGGCAUACCAUCAGGAAGAGAUGAUCGACGAGAGUGAUGAACAUGAUGGCGGCGAUGGUGAAGCGGAUGAUGAGGUUUCGGUGAGUCCACGUGAAGUGGGUCAUAACAUUUACAUUCUGUGCCACCAGCUGGCGCAGCACAACAAGGAGCUGGCGGCGCUACUAAAGGCAUGUGAAGAUCCACAAGCAACCAGCUUUGAUGCGAAAAUGAGUCAGGCCUUAAUGUAUUAUGCAACGCAUACAGCACAAAUUGAGAUCGUACGGAACGACCGCACUUUGGAGCAAAUCGUUUUUCCGAUACCCGAAAUAUGCGAAUAUUUGACGACAGACACGAAAAUCAAAAUUUUGAACACAGCUGAACGCGAUGAUCAGGGCUCAAAAGUGGCGGAUUUCUUUGACAAGGCCGAGGAGAUGUUCAAUGAAAUGAAGUGGCAAAAGAAGUUGAGAGGACAACCCUUCCUGUUCUGGGUCAGCAGCUAUAUGUCAUUAUGGAGCAAUAUACUUUUCAAUUGUGUUGUUGUUAUCAAUCUGAUUGUAGCAUUUUUCUAUCCAUUCGACAACACUGUACCGGAGCUCAGCUCACAUAUUUCUUUACUUUUCUGGGCCAUACUGUUGUUCUCAUUGGCUAUUGUGGUGACGUUACCGCGUGAAUCAGGCAUUCGCACGUUAAUUGGCUCCGUGAUAUUACGUUCCAUCUUUCUUAUUGGUCCAGAAUCGACGCUCUGCCUGUUGGGAGUUGUGACGGUGACGUUGAAGAGUGUGCAUAUCGUGAGCAUUAUGGGCAACAAUGGCACGCUGGAGAAGAAUUUCUUCAAGAUAAUCACCGAUAUGCAACUACUAUAUCACUGCAUAUACAUAAUGUUCUGUUUUUGUGGACUGAUCUUUCAUCCCUUCUUCUACUCGCUGCUGCUAUUCGAUGUUGUAUAUCGUGAAGAAACUCUGGUGAAUGUCAUACGCUCCGUCACGCGCAACGGACGCUCAAUCGUUUUAACAGCAGUCUUAGCGCUGAUUUUGGUUUAUCUAUUUUCCAUCAUUGGUUAUAUGUUCUUUAAGGACGACUUUCUGGUCGAGGUGGAUGCUGAUGACGGUCAGACGAGUGCAACGACACCAGCGGUGCCAGAUAUUACCGUAUCGAUGGCGUCGAAUAGCGCUGACAACACUUGUGGCGCGCCAGAUGCUUUUAAUAAAGGCGUAUUUUGCGCCGGAGCCGGCAAUAGUGCCGCUGAAGCUAGCGCUACUGCCACUGCUGCCAAUGGCGGCUGUGGUGGCGAUGCAAAGGAACGUUCUUGUGACUCUUUGGUUAUGUGUAUUGUUACCACACUGAAUCAGGGUUUGCGAAAUGGUGGCGGUAUUGGCGAUAUACUACGCGCACCGUCCAGCAAGGAAAGUCUAUUCGCUGCACGUGUCAUUUACGACUUGCUCUUCUUCUUCAUCGUCAUUAUUAUUGUUUUGAAUUUAAUUUUUGGCGUCAUCAUCGACACUUUUGCCGAUCUGAGAAGUGAGAAGCAGCAAAAGGAACUCAUCCUUAAGAACACCUGCUUUGUGUGCGGCCUUAAUCGCUCGGCAUUCGACAACAAAACCGUCAGUUUUGAGGAGCACAUCAAGAGCGAACACAAUAUGUGGCAUUAUUUGUACUUCAUAGUGUUGGUGAAGGUGAAGGAUCCCACAGAGUUUACCGGACCCGAGAGUUACGUAUACGCCAUGGUGAAAGCAGGCAUUUUGGAUUGGUUCCCACGUUUGCGUGCCAUGUCACUGGCUGCCGUCGAUGCGGACAGUGAGCAAAUCGAAUUGCGCAGCUUGCAGGCUCAGCUGCCGGAGAUGCAAUUGCUCAUAACAAGCUUGUCGCAGCAGUUGCAUGAACUGAAGGACCACAUGACGGAGCAGCGUAAACAAAAGCAGCGCUUAGGAUUGCUCAAUACAGCGCCGAGCAAUCUAUUGGCGUGUUAUCAGUUGCGCGACGCGAAUAGUUUGUCUUGA